CUGACCGGCGCGUGCCACAAUCAUUUAACGGCUUUUAUCGGAAAGCGGGGGUCGGUAAACGUUAACUGCACAGAGACCGGAACGAAACGGAAAGAAACGCGAAUGACUGAGACACAGGUGAUGGCUUCUCUAAAGUGCUGCAAGCAGCAGCUCCUUCUAUCACCAUGUGAUAUACUAUCUGAAUGAUGACAACACCUCUGGAUGAACUAAGACUUCAACUCAAAACAUCAACUACAAGUUCUUUUUUGUUUUGGAAGUUUUGACAAACAGUGACUGCUUUGACUGGUUAUGACUGUUUUUUCCCCCCUGGAUGGAGUUAUACCCGUCUCUGUGCCUAUAUUUUACGAGAAUCCCACCAGUAACAGCUGUGAUGGCCAUCACUCGCUGAAGUGACAGGAAAUCCAAUAAGACUGAAGAUUUUACUACCAUUUCAUCAUAUUAUCGAACAGUCUGAUCCACACGCAGUGGUACAGACAGACACACUUGCACACGCUCAUACGCUACUACUAACUUGAAAAAAAGGAGCACUGAAUUCACUCGAGAAGGUCUGGGUGGAGGGAAGGACGCUGAAAGACAAUGGCAGCCGAAAGUGUGAUUGAGCUCAGGGACUGGCUGUUCCUGCUUCUCCUUUGCCUGACCUUAUUGGUGGAGGUUCUGGAAUUUGCAGCAGCAACAGCUGCCAUCACUGAGGCAGCACUAGGGGAGGCAGAGCUUCAGGGUGAUGUUCCGUGUCCAUCAGCAUGUAGAUGUGAUGAUGGCUUUAUUUACUGCAAUGACCGUGGCCUGAGCAUCAUACCACCUUUACCGUUAACAGCAGCUGUGCUCUAUUUACAGAAUAAUCGCAUUGACAAUGCUGGCCUACCAACCUCUUUAGAACGGCGAAUGACUGUUCAAGUAGUUUAUCUCUAUGAUAAUGAACUUGAUGACUUUCCAACACAUUUGCCUCCAUCACUUCGUGAACUCCACCUUCAGGACAACAACAUACGAACUUUGCCUCGUGCAGCUCUCGCGCGUUUACCCUUGCUGGAGAAGCUCCACAUGGAUGAUAAUUCAAUAUCAACUGUAAGCAUUGAAGACAAAGCAUUUGCGAAUAAUCCCAGACUCCGACUUCUUUUCUUGUCACGCAACCAUCUGUCAAGUAUACCAUCAGGGUUGCCGUCAUCACUAGAAGAGCUCAGAUUGGAUGACAAUCGAAUUUCUACAAUUCCGACACAUGCAUUCAGGGGACUUACCUCACUAAGGCGUCUUUUUCUUGAUGGUAACUUGUUGGCAAAUCAACGUAUUGCUGAUGACACAUUUUCACGACUGGCUAACUUAACAGAGCUCUCUUUGGUACGCAACUCUCUUCAGUCACCACCUUUAAACCUUCCUAGCAUGCAUCUCCUUCGACUGUACCUACAGGAAAAUGCUAUGACUCAUAUGCCAAGAGGUUCACUGGAUGGUAUGCAUAGGCUGCAGAAGCUUGAUUUGUCAGGCAACAACCUUACAACUCUACCCAGGGGUUUGUUCAGGGACUUGGACAGCAUCUCACUGUUACUCCUGCGUGGAAAUCCGUGGUAUUGUGGCUGCAACCUACGCUGGCUUCAUGAUUGGUUGCAUGUCCGGGGUUCGUCAGUAACAGUGAGGGGUCUAACAUGCCACGGACCAGAAAAAGUCAGGGGCAAAUCACUUAGGGACCUCACAAGUCAAAUGGAACAGUGUGAGGCAGCUGUGGAUGGACCUGGAGGAGUUGCAGGACCAGGGGGAGGUGAUGGAUCUAAAAGAGACAAAGGGGAUUCUACAACUGAAACCCCAACCACAACAACCCUCACUCUUCCCCAGGGUUCUCUCUUCACACUCAGAUCCAGACGACCUGUACACAGAUACCCUGACUUGAGACAGGACAAUUCUGCAGAGGGUGAAGGUGAGGAUGUUGGCAAAACUUUGUUGAUCAGUGUAAAACCUUUAACUCCAGAGACAGCCCAUAUUACAUGGCAGGCUGUUCAACCAGCCUCAGCUUUCAGGCUAUCCUGGUUAAGACUAAGCAGUAACCCAGCCAUGGGAUCUAUUACAGAGACACUCGUCCCUGGAGACCGCAGAGAGUAUUUACUCACUCAGUUACAACCACGGUCAAGUUAUAUUAUCUGCGUGGUGCCUCUUGUUGUCAGUAAAGGAAGAAGGACAUCAUUUACAGGAACAGGGGGGUUAAAUUUGAACACUGACUCAGAACACGAACACCCUGCUUGUGCCAGAACAGAAACAGCAGAUCUUCAGAUUCAGCCUAGCGCUGACCAAGGUCAGGGUGAUCAAGGUACAGAUGAAUUGACUGUCUUACCCCUUGCAGGGAUUAUAGGAGGGGUGACUGCAUGUGUUUCCCUGUUCUUAAUUUUUGGGAUUUUCUGCUGGUAUGGACAUAGGGCAGGAUAUCUUACAGCUGACGAUCAUACUGUUUAUGCUCGUGAUGUUGUUGGGCCCCGUAGUGCUGUAAAGCAUUAUGAUGACUAUGUAGAAUCUGGUACCAUUAAGGACACUUCGAUCUUAGAGAUCGGAACACCUGGUUUCCAAAUGACGCCAUUGGCGGCCCAACAGCCCCUGCAGCCAAAGGCAAAAGUUGAGGACAUGACUUACAUUCAUACUAUUUUUCCCUCAAAUAAUACAACCCUUUAUAGGAGCACCCUAAACCACACGGCAAAUCCAAGCUAUGGAACCAACCGUGGAUACAGAGAAGGUGGAAUACCAGAUAUAGAUUAUGCUUACACGUGAUAGUCUCUUUAAUAUCCCCUAAUUUUUCUGGCCACUAUCUUUAAGGCAAAGUAGCUGAGUAGGGCUUUGUUAAUUGUCUUAGGUUCCAAAGUAGGGGUGUGCCAACUCUAAUGUAGUUUAUAUAUCAUCUAUAUCCAUAAUAAUCACAUAACUUAAAAAUGCUUAUUUGAAACAUGUCAAAUUGAACAGUUCAUUAAUUAAUUGCAAACAGUUUGUAGAAACAAUCUGGGUUGUCUUCAAAGUCCAUUGAAAACUAAAUUGUGUCCCAAACCAUUUAGGGUGCAAAAACAAUACCAAUACAUAUUUUGAAGGGGUUUUAAUAUUUUCAUUGAUUCAUUUGGGUUAUGCAAUAUGUCUCAUUAUAACCACAUCAUUUCUAUGAAACGAGAUGGCCUCAUUUUCAUACACAGUCAUGAAGCAGGUUUCAUAAAGCAUGGCACACCCCUAGUCCAAUGUACCCUUUGUGCCUCCUUUGGUCUGUUUCCAGUCUAUCUGUAAACCGUUACAAUUUGGGACACUGAUUCUAUGUGAAAAAAAAUCAAGAACAACAAAUAAGUGCCAGAGAUACCAGUCUUGGUAUUGAUAUUAUUUAACAUUGAAGGUUUGGGGAACUUUUAUAUUGUUUUCAUACCUGUUUAUUUCCUUGAGCUAAGUCAUUUUAAAGGGACAUAACAGUAGCAUUUCGAUAAUGUUAUCCUGAGGAACCAGGUGUGUAUGGUUAUAACUUUACUACCUGUACUGUGUAUGAGCAAAGGAAAAUGGGUGCCUUUUAUUUGUUGUCAACUUCUACUAUGACAAAAAAAACAAAAGUAAUUUUUUUUUUUUUGUUUGUUUGUGAUUCAGAUUAUAGGUUCUUACUUCUCUCCUAUUACCUCUGUCUCUCUUUUGAUUAUCUUUGGUAUUGUAUUUUUUCAUGCUGUGCCAUGACUCCAGCCCAGAAAGAUGACAGGGGUGAUAAUGGUUUGAUAAAAUGUCAGUUUCUUACUUUUUAAUUGAAAAAAUUGAAAGGGUGGGGGGUGCCAGAAAGACAUCAAAUUAAAAGGUUAUGGUUUUAUGCUUACUAAAAAAUUAGUUAUUUAUUAUUAAAAAAAAUUGUUAUUGGUAAAUGGGCAUAUAUUCAAUACCAUAGCUAUAAAAAGCUAACUGGGAUGUUCAAAAGGGGAAAAAGCCUAUUCAAAGACAAUCAUGCGAGUAAGAUAUCUCUCUCAAACUGACAGGCUGACACAGAUAAAGCAGUCAAUUUGGUACUAACUUAAUUCAAGUUAAUGGGAAGGCAAUAUCGAUAUAUAGAACCACUGUCUGGAGAAAAACAUGAGCACUUAAUCAAAUAAAGGCCAUGAAAAGUGGUCAGUGGACAUUUCCAUGACUCUAACUAUGUCACCCUGAAAAACUGCUAGUAAUAUCCAGCCAUGCCCUAAAGGUACUGACAACAGAAAUCAGGGAUAAAUAUACAAAUAACAGUAACAACACUGUGGACCUCUGCAACUUUUGUAUAAGUAAUGGGGUGUGGUAUAGAUUACAGUCUUUCUUUUUAAACAGUUAAAGAGAAACUUUUACCCAAAUCAGUGAUAGAAACUGGAAACAGUGCUUAUAAAGCUGGAGUGUUAGGAAUGUCAGCAGAAUAGUAUAUAGACCCUUUAAUUUUCCUGCCUUUUAUGAUGCAUUUUGAAAGUGAAAUAUCUGAAUAAAUAGCAAAUCUGUCACUUUUUCUCUGCAGUAAAUAAUAAACAGCUUGUUUUUU
Messenger RNA from Clarias gariepinus (North African catfish), 4483 nucleotides. It is a transcript of the gene flrt1b, whose product is annotated as fibronectin leucine rich transmembrane protein 1b. Gene Ontology annotation, molecular function: protein binding. Lineage: Eukaryota; Metazoa; Chordata; Actinopteri; Siluriformes; Clariidae. The transcript has 3 exons. The coding region runs from base 577 to 2742 and encodes 721 amino acids. The record is from RefSeq and is a predicted model, not a curated record.